Molecule: messenger RNA, 639 nt
Organism: Mercurialis annua (annual mercury)
Lineage: Eukaryota; Viridiplantae; Streptophyta; Magnoliopsida; Malpighiales; Euphorbiaceae
Product: transcription factor PCF1-like
Exons: 1
Coding region: 1-639 (212 amino acids)
Cellular component (GO): nucleus
Molecular function (GO): DNA-binding transcription factor activity; sequence-specific DNA binding
Source: RefSeq, a predicted model, not a curated record
AUGAGCUCUAAAAUCAUCCUCCAUGUCUCAAACAACCAUCAUCGUCAAGAAACCCCAAACCUAAACAACUCGGUACUGCCCAUCUCCAUACCCAUGCACAAACUCAAUACUGAGUCAGCUACCCAACUUGCUCAACCUCGAAAAUCCAUGUCCAAAGAUCGCCACACCAAAGUGAAUGGGCGUGGCAGGCGGGUGAGAAUUCCGGCCCUUUGUGCUGCUCGGAUCUUUCAACUGACCCGAGAACUAAACCAUCGUUCCGAUGGUGAAACGGUGGAGUGGCUUCUCCGUCAUGCAGAGGCUUCCAUUAUUGCUGCCACUGGUACUGUACCUUCAGACCCUGUUUCUACAACUAGCGGUACUGCUGUUCCGAGAUAUUCCGUUUCGCCAUCCAUUCCGUGCAAGAUUCACACUAGCAAUGCUGCCGGUAAUAGUAUUCAGAGGCGUGGCUUGUUUGCUCUAGCGGCGGCACCAAGUUGCCGUCCGAAUUUGGAGUAUAUGCAUUUGCCGUUUACUGCUUUAUUUCUGCAGCCAGCUGCUGCAGCCGAGACUGGUGGCAUGCGUCGUCAGCAGAAGCAGCCGGAGGAGGAGGAGGAAGGAAAUGUAGUUGGAGCUGGGGGGGAUCAUAGUCCUCAAGAAUAG